This is a messenger RNA of Neoarius graeffei (lesser salmon catfish), 1251 nucleotides long. RefSeq names its product PHD finger protein 24 (gene phf24). Gene Ontology annotation, molecular function: calcium ion binding. The transcript has 8 exons. The coding region runs from base 1 to 1251 and encodes 416 amino acids. The record is from RefSeq and is a predicted model, not a curated record. NCBI's taxonomy places the organism in Eukaryota, Metazoa, Chordata, Actinopteri, Siluriformes, Ariidae.
AUGGGUGUUCUGAUGUCCAAGAAGCAGCAGGUGGAGAAGGUUCAGAAAUGCAGUGCGGUGGUCUCAGCAUUUCGUGAUGGUCUGAAAAACCAGUCGAGUGCCACUCAGGCUCAGAAUAACUCUGAGAGUAAAGAUGAGGCUCCAAAACAGUCAGAAUCUGAUGAGUCUGGACGAAAAGAGGAGGACGGGAAACCUGGGCCUUCCACCGCGCCACCCAAAGAAGAGAACAAAGCCAAUCAGGAGGCCUGGGGCCGCUUACGGGAUGGGAAGGGAGUAGAGCCUGAGGAGUUAAAUAAAGUGCAUCAGCUCACGCCACCGGCCUUUAUAAGGCCGAAGAGGCAACCGAAUGAUGAUCAGCCCAUACAGAUUGACCUUGGUCAGAGAGAGCAGCCAGUGAAUGAUGAGAUGUGCGAGGUGUGUGAAGUAUGGACAGCGGAUGAUCUGUUCCCGUGUCGAACAUGUACGAGAGUGUUUCACGAUGGCUGCCUGAAGGAGAUUGGAUACCUGCGAGCUGACACUGUUCAGGAGAUGAGAGAGACAGCUCACACCACCACGGGCUGGAGCUGCUACUACUGCGACAACGUGAACUUGCUACUGACUGAAGAAGAGAUGUACAGCCUGAUGGAGACAUUCAAGCAGUGCAAGAUCAUCCCAGAAUCCUGUCUCGUCUCGGACGAGCUCCUUCAGUACAGGCACUUUGUGUCCAAGCAGCUAUUUGAGAAGGAUUUGACAGAUGAUCAGGAGGAGGAGGUGCUGGCCCAGUUCGCUGCUCUUGACCCAGAGAAGAAGGGACAGAUAGAGUGGUCAGAUUUCCUCUAUCAUGAAUCGCUGUCAGUGUUGCAGAAAUUUCGGACAGAGAACUCCCUGGUGCGUUUGCUCACAGCUAAAGAGCGUGACCGAGCACGUGCAGUCUUCCAGAGUCUGGACCAGGAUAAAGAUGGUGUCAUUACAGGCGGAGAGAGUCGGCGAGCCCAAACUUCGUGGUUCCAUAAGCACAGCAAAGAGUCGCAGUCAUGCAAUGUCAGACUCAAGGGAUUGUGUUCUCCUGUAAUGAAUAUGGGCAUCAGCCAUGUCGGCCCAAUCUCAGAGAGCAGUCCUGCCAGCUCAAGCAGUGACAAGAGCAGAGACAAAGCCGUGGAAAAGUACGACAACAGGCCGGUAACAUGGGACGCGUUCUUGCGUGAGAGCGCCAUCUACAUCCUGGCUGCUCGACCCAACAGCAGUGCCAUGCAUAUCCGCCUGCCCCUGUAA